Messenger RNA from Eucalyptus grandis, 915 nucleotides. RefSeq names its product succinate dehydrogenase [ubiquinone] iron-sulfur subunit 3, mitochondrial. NCBI's taxonomy places the organism in Eukaryota, Viridiplantae, Streptophyta, Magnoliopsida, Myrtales, Myrtaceae. The record is from RefSeq and is a predicted model, not a curated record. Gene Ontology annotation, cellular component: mitochondrion. Gene Ontology annotation, biological process: tricarboxylic acid cycle; aerobic respiration; respiratory electron transport chain. Gene Ontology annotation, molecular function: electron transfer activity; 2 iron, 2 sulfur cluster binding.
AUGUCGAAGAGCUUGUUUCGCCAUGCCUACGAGAGAGCAGCGGGGUUACUAGAGCUGGGCAAGAAGGGCGCGAAGCCGACGGCGCGGGAGUUCCCGGUUCUUGAAGGCCACCCGGCGGGGCGACGGCAUGCGGAGCAGGCGAUGGAGACGUUCAAGACGAUCGAGGAGAAGAGGGAGGCGACGGUGAAGGAGUUUCGGAUUUAUCGGUGGAGCCCCGGCCGCCCUCACCGCAGACCCUACCUCCAGUCUUACUUCCUCGACUUGACCACCUGUGGUCCUAUGGUGUUGGAUGCACUUCAGAAGAUAAAAGCAGAGGACGACUCGACGCUGAGCUAUAGGAGGUCAUGCAGGGAAGGGAUAUGUGGGUCGUGCGCCAUGAACAUCGAUGGGACCAACACUGUGGCUUGUCUUAAGCCAAUUGAUGCAGACACUUCUGAGCCCACAACCAUCACUCCCCUCCCGCACAUGUUUGUUAUCAGGGACCUCGUUGUCGAUCUCACCAACUUCUAUCAGCAGUACAGGUCAAUUGAGCCAUGGCUUAAGACGAGACAUCCGCCUGAAGAUACGGAAUACCAGCAAAGUCCGGCAGAAAGAAAGAGAUUGGACGGGCUCUACGAAUGCAUAUUAUGCGCGUGCUGUAGCAGUUCGUGCCCGUCCUAUUGGUGGAAUCCAGAAGAGUUUUUGGGGCCAGCUGCACUUCUCCAUAGUUACAGAUGGAUAUCUGAUAGCCGUGACGAAUUCGCCGACGAGCGACUCCAGGCACUGACGGAGGACCAAAAGAGGCUGUACAGAUGCAGGACGACAAAGAACUGCACCAAGACCUGUCCGAAAAGCCUCGAUCCCGCCGAUGCUAUUCACAAGAUGAAGACCCGGCAUCUACUUUCGGUGCCGGUCGAGAAGGCCGAGAGUGGCUGA